CUUGAGCAUUGGAAGAGUAACAUUGUGGUGAUCUGCCAGUUCCACGCCCACUGCGACCCAUCCGGUCAGUCACACCCACCUCAGACGCAGGCGCACUCUCGCCCGCUACCAACCACACCCACUUUCAGCGCUCCCCGUGGGGAUGAAGGGGCUCGGAACACGAGAAGGAGCUGGCCCCUCCCUGGAGAUCACGGGGCUCUCCUUGCGGGAGAGUUUGAACCCCGGCGGCAGCGAAGGAGACCACCAGCAACAACCCAACGUUCUCAGCAUCGUCGUCGAUCCACCGUCCGGCGAUGAGGCGGACGGAGGGGGAGGACGAACGGGGGGACAUCAUGGAGGCAACGAUUCGGACCCACCCAUCGAGAAUGAUAACCCAGAAGGGGACGAGGACAUGGAGAGCAGAAAUGUGCUGCUGUCUGGACAUGAUCGUGAAAAGGAGAUUAUUAUUGAAAGUGUCAAAAAGCGAGCUCAGUUACAUCAUCGGAAAAGAAUAAAGUCAGCUCACUCUACGGACGCCGCCUAUGUUCCACCCUACAAAAAGAAUCGGUUUCGACACCUUCCAUCCGUUCUUCCUUCCAAAUUCUUGUUGGGAGGAAAUAUCAGAGAUCCGCUGAAUUUGGCGAGCUUGUCCGACGCAAGGAUAAGUGCCGAGUUAAAUAAGGCUACACCACAGUCAUCACCACUUCCAGUUCAAGGCGAGGUGCCCGUGUUUAUUCCAAAAAAUCCGCAAGAUCCACUCGGCCUCACAACAAAAACGCCUGAAAAUGUUCAAGAUAUUGUAGCAGGCGUAAGGAAAAAUUCUUGCAGCCGCAAGCAUCGCCAUCGCAAAAGACCUGGAAGGAAGAGGACGGACAGUGAGUGCAGCAUUGGAACCGAACCUGCAAAUGAAAGUCACGUCAUCAUUGAAGAUCCAUCGUUGUCCGUCAAUGACGAUGCUGAGGAGUUAUCAAAAGGCCAACAGCUUGAACACAAAGUUAGACGAGGUGACAAAGAUGAAGCAGAAGCAGCUAAAGUACAAAAAGAAUUCAAGGACGUUAUAGUGAUUGCAAAAUCGGAACCAGAAGAAUCCCUUCCAAAAAUAGUGAAUACGAAAUCCUCAACUUCCACAACUACUACAAGAAAUACCGCUUUAAUAGUUAAUUCUGAAAUUUUGGUUUCUCCGGCUCCUACUGCUGCUACCGAUGAAAACGUCAACGCCAAUAAUGUAUCCGACAGCUUUAAUGCAGAAUCCACAAACACUACGUUGUCGCCACCCGACAUUACAACACAAUCCACUACUGCGUCUACUAGUGCAGCCGCAACAAGCACAUCAGCAACAUCAGUUGUGGAAAGAUCACACGAUAGUCACAAUGCGGGUCGUGGUGGUGGUGGUGUAGAUGAGUACGAGUACGAAUUUCAAGAUUUUGUUCCAGACGACGAAAACAGACAUUAUUACGGGACUAAUACCACUGGACCAUAUAAUAGGUCUUCUAGCGAUUACAACAACUCGAGAUCCAGCAGUACAUAUGCUCCAUCCCCAUUUGCAUUCGACAGCACAGAGUAUUUCCUUGAAGCCCCUCCGUACGAAUCCCCCUUUUCACAUUUCGCUUAUACUCCUACUCACCAUUUGCAACCCUUUUCUCCUCCUCCACUUCCAGAGCUUCCACCUUUCCAAAGAAGAAUGCAAGUAUUUGCGACACGACCUCAGCACUUGUCAUUGCAAAGGGCAGUUUUCCAUCGUCCUUUUAGACCCUUUCCUUUUAGACGUGGUGCCAAGAAUAAGGCUGAUCCGAUUGUAAGCCCCGUCAUUCCACAACCGGGGAGUCAACGACGUCGUGGCCAUCAUUUUCACAAUAACAACAAGAAACCAGGAGGAGAUAAGGCAAACACGAGUGGUGGUGAAACUUCGCAACAGUUACAAAGAGGGGCCACUUCAACGGGCUCCAUCACUACUGACGCUUCAGGACCUGGUGGCACAGGAAACAAUAAAAAAUCAUCUGACCGAUCAAAAGACAAGAAGAUUUUCCAGUUUGGCAACUACACCAAUUAUUAUGGAUACCGAACGGCGGAACAAGGGGACCCUAGGCUUUGGGCUCUGAAAAAAGAGUAUUUACAGGGGAAAGAAGUCCUUGACAUUGGGUGUAAUUCAGGACAUGUGACACUUUCAAUUGCAAGAGACUUUGAGCCGAGAAGGAUUCAUGGAAUUGACAUUGAUUACUCACUGAUUGUUGCGGCUCGGAAAAAUAUUAAACACUACAUGAUUCGAGAUCCAGACAAUAAGGACAUUGUAUUUCCAAGAAGUUUGCCUUUGAUUUAUGGGGCAAUGCAGCCUCCGCCAGCACCAGGGGAAAAGACUUCAAAUGUAUUUCCAUACAACGUCUCCUUUGCUCACGAAAACUACGUUUUGACGUCAGACAACCAGUUGGACGGUGUGAAACCUCAGUACAAUGUCAUUAUCUGUUUUAGUGUCACCAAAUGGAUUCAUUUGAAUUUUGGAGAUGAUGGAUUAAAGAGAUUUUUUAAACGUAUUUUUCUACACCUUCACGAUGAAGGAAUUUUGGUUCUAGAGCCGCAGCCCUGGUCUUCUUAUGUCAAGAAAAAGAAACUUACCGAAAAAGUCCACCAGAUGUUUCAAAAGAUUAACUUCUUCCCUGAACAGUUUGAAGAAUAUUUAUUGAAUGAGGUCGGAUUUGCGACGUCAGAAUGUUUAGGAACACCGGUGCACAAUUCCAAAGGAUUCCAGAGACCACUUCUUGUAUUUGUGAAGAGCAAAGCUGCCACGGGACAAAGUAACCUUGCAAUACCCACAAGUCUGAAAAAUGAAGAUACGCCAUGUACCGUAACACAUGACUCCAUCUCACAAGAAUGUGACCAGGAGUCUUCAUUUACUCCUGGUGGCGAUUGCCAGUCGUCGAGUUCAAAAUCUCCUUUGGAAUCGCAUCCCUCCGAAAAGGGUGACACAGAGACGAAAGUUGAAAGUAUGGUGGUCUCAAGUUCGUCAGGUAAUUGACGAAUAACACGCUCCCCUGACCAAAAGUGAUCUAUGCAACAAACAAACUCAAUAAAUGAUUAAUGCUUCCCACCCAAACCUACCUAUGUACUUGGAUUCUAAUCUGUCGUAUGUACUCCGACGAUAUCCAGAUUUUUCAAUAACCUAGUUUACAAGUCAGCAACUUGUAGAAUUCAUAUUCCGACAUAUAUAGACAUAAUUAGCAUACCCCGGACAAAUAUUUUUUUAUCCUACCCUACUCGUGUUGAGCUCAACAUGAGUAGGGUAGGAUAAAAAAAUAUUUUUCCGGGGUAUGAUAAUUAGAUAUACAUACAUAUUCUAUAUUUUAUAGAAUUAAGAUAACUUGAAGUGCUUUUACUGAUCUUUUGCAAGCGUAUAAUAUAAUUCAGAUAUAUUUAUAUAGUCAAUAACCAACCCGAAUGUAAUAAUCGUAUGUUUCUUUAUUAUCAAUUAAUAAUAAUACAAAUAUUGCAGAAA
Folsomia candida is the source of this 3466-nucleotide messenger RNA. RefSeq names its product 7SK snRNA methylphosphate capping enzyme. Gene Ontology annotation, molecular function: O-methyltransferase activity; snRNA binding; RNA methyltransferase activity. The coding region runs from base 143 to 2989 and encodes 948 amino acids. The transcript is spliced from 6 exons. Gene Ontology annotation, biological process: snRNA modification. The record is from RefSeq and is a predicted model, not a curated record. Lineage: Eukaryota; Metazoa; Arthropoda; Collembola; Entomobryomorpha; Isotomidae.